Rhododendron vialii is the source of this 2847-nucleotide messenger RNA. Its product is annotated as probable linoleate 9S-lipoxygenase 5. Gene Ontology annotation, biological process: lipid oxidation. The record is from RefSeq and is a predicted model, not a curated record. The transcript has 9 exons. NCBI's taxonomy places the organism in Eukaryota, Viridiplantae, Streptophyta, Magnoliopsida, Ericales, Ericaceae. Gene Ontology annotation, molecular function: metal ion binding; protein binding; oxidoreductase activity, acting on single donors with incorporation of molecular oxygen, incorporation of two atoms of oxygen. The coding region runs from base 171 to 2747 and encodes 858 amino acids.
CCAAUGAGAUCCAGUGAAGUUUCUCAGUACACCACCCUCGUUAAUCUUUGCCUAUAAAAUUCUACCAACCCUCCUCAUUCCUUCACAUCUAUCAACUCCAAAAAGAAACAAUCUUAUCUUGAUUCUCCCACAAUCAAUAUCUCUGUUUCAAACAAAAACAGGUUUCUCACAUGGAUCAACUCAAUGAUGAUAACAGCAACAAGAGGACCAAGCAUGAAGUAGCAGAGAUCAAGAAGAUCAAGGGAACUGUGCUGCUGAUGAAGAAGAACUUACUGGACUUCAAUGACCUUAAGGCAAAACUUGUUGACCGGUUUGCUGAGAUUCGUGGACAUAAGGUCUCUCUUCAGCUCAUCAGUGCUGUUAAUGGUGACCCAGGGAUACUUGGAAAGCCAGCAUAUUUGGACUGGGAUACGAAAAUAACCCAAAUAACAGCUGCAGAUGAGACAUUUAGUGUUAAUUUCGAAUGGGAAGAGGAGGUAGGGGUACCUGGGGCUUUCAUAAUAAAGAAUUCCCACCCCAAUGAAUUUUACCUCAAGACUGUCACCCUCGAAGAUGUUCCCGGUCAUGGCCGGAUCCACUUUGUCUGCAACUCUUGGGUUUACCCAGCUGAGAACUACAAAAAAGACAGAGUAUUCUUUACUAAUCAGACAUAUCUUCCAACCGAGACCCCACUUCCACUACGUCACUACAGAGAAGAAGAACUACUAACCCUUAGAGGAAAUGGAACUGGAAAACUCGAGGAAUGGGAUCGUGUGUAUGACUACGAUGUAUACAACGAUUUGAGUGACCCAGAAAAGGGCCCAAAGCACGCCCGCCCAAUUCUUGGAGGGUCUUCCGAAUACCCUUAUCCUCGCAGGGGAAGAACAGGCCGACCACCGGCAGAAACAGAUCCUAGACACGAGAGCAGGCUCCCUCUUCUUAAAAGCUUAAGCAUUUAUGUACCAAGAGACGAACGAUUCAGCCACUUGAAGCUCUCAGAUGUAGUCGCUUAUGGGUUGAAAUCUGUAUUUCAAUUCCUUGUCCCCGAGGCCGAGGCUCAAUUUGACAGGACCCCUAGUGAAUUUGACAGCCUCGAAGACAUACUAGAACUUUAUGAAGGAGGAAUCAAGGUGCCAGACUUCCCUUUCCUAGAGAGCAUUAGGAAAGAGAUCCCCUUACCGAUACUCAAGGAAAUACUUCGAACCGAUGGCGAACGACCAUUCCAUUUUCCAAUGCCACAAGUAAUCAAAGAGGACAAGUCCGCAUGGAGAACAGACGAAGAAUUUGCAAGAGAAAUGCUGGCUGGAUUAAACCCUGUUGUCAUCCAUCUUCUCCAAGAGUUCCCUCCAAAUAGCAAGCUAAAUCCCAAGGCAUACAACGAUGAGGCCAGUUCAAAGACCAAGGAGUGCAUCGAGAAAAACCUAGAGGGGUUGACUUUAGAAGAGGCACUGAAGUGCAACAAGCUAUUCACAUUAGAUUACCACGAUGUUCUGAUGCCAUACCUGAGCCGGAUAAACUUGACUUCCACCAAGACAUAUGCCACAAGGACACUCCUCUUCUUGAAAAAUGAUGGAACUUUGAAGCCACUGGCAAUCGAGCUGAGCCUCCCUCACCCUGACGGAGAUGAAUUAGGAGAAGUUAGUGAAGUGUACACUCCAGCAGAACAUGGAGCUGAAGGCACUGUUUGGCAGUUGGCUAAAGCUUAUGUUGCAGUAAAUGACUCUGGCUAUCAUCAGCUCAUUUGCCACUGGUUACACACCCAUGCAGUAAUUGAGCCAUUUGUGAUUGCAACAAACAGGCAGCUAAGUGUGCUUCACCCGAUUAAUAAGCUUUUGCAUCCUCACUUCCGCGAUACAAUGAACAUCAAUGCACUCGCUAGACAGACUCUCAUUAAUUCAGGGGGACUACUUGAGAGAACAGUUUUCCCAGCAAAGUAUGCCAUGGAAUGGUCAGCUGUCGCAUAUAAGGACUGGGUUUUCUCAGAGCAAGCACUCCCUGCUGAUCUCAUCAAGAGAGGGGUGGCAGUUGAGGACCCACAAUAUCCGAACGGUGUACGCCUGCUAAUAAAGGACUACCCAUAUGCUGUUGAUGGCCUGGAAAUCUGGUCUGCAAUCAAAAAAUGGGUUGAGGAGUAUUGCUCCUUGUACUAUAGCUCAGAUGACAUGGUUGAAAAAGAUUCUGAACUUCAAUUGUGGUGGAAUGAGAUCCGGGAGAAAGGUCAUGCUGACAAGAAAAAUGCAUCAUGGUGGCACGAAAUGCAUAAUCUCAAAGAGCUAGUGGAAACGUGUACUACUAUCAUAUGGAUCGCUUCUGCCCUCCAUGCAGCAGUCAACUUUGGACAAUACCCUUACGGAGGGUACCUUCCUAACCGACCCGCCAUGAGCCGCCGGUUCAUACCCAAACCGGGUUCUCUUGAAUAUGAUGAGCUUGAGUCAAACCCAGACAAGGCUUUCUUGAAAACAGUUACCCCUCAGCUGCAGAGCAUCCUUGGCAUUUCCCUGAUAGAGAUUCUGUCAAGGCAUACUUCAGAUGAGGUUUUCCUCGGACAGAGAGAUACUCCUGAAUGGACAGCAAAUAAAGAAGCAUUAGGAGCCUUUGGGAGAUUUGGAACGAAGUUGGCAGAAAUUGAGGAGGGAAUUAUAGGGAUGAACAGUGAUGAGAAUUGGAAGAACAGGGCUGGACCAGCCAAGAUGCCUUACACACUGCUAAUUCCAAGUAGCAACGUUGGUCUUACCGGCAAGGGGAUUCCUAACAGUGUCUCAAUCUGAGAUUUUUUAUUCGGGAUGUUAUCACUUAUCACUAUGUUCUUAGCUGUAGUAGUUUUUACUAUACCAAUAAGUUUAUAAUGAUAAAGAAGGUCAUCAGAAA